UAAUAAGUAUGCGAACUUUAAAUUACGCAUAUUAAAGGAAAAGCCCUCGUAUGUACUUAUUAAAUUUGCCUUAAAAAGCUCUGCAUGACAGUAAAAUGAGUGUGGAAGUGAAACUUGAGUUGGGCCAUCGUGCCGGUUUGAGGGAUAAGAAAACUGCUGAAGGUUUUACUCAUGACUGGACAGUUUUUGUUCGUGGUGCUGAAGGUAGCAAUAUUCAAUACUUUGUGGAGAAAGUGGUGUUUUACCUUCACGAAAGCUUUCCCAAGCCAAAAAGGGUGAUUAAAGAUCCACCCUAUUCUGUGUCAGAAUCAGGUUAUGCAGGCUUCCUGAUGCCUAUUGAGGUUUAUUUUCGUACCAAAGAAGAGCCUAAAAAAGUUAGAUUCAAGUAUGACUUGUUUCUACGUCUUGAAUGUCCUCCUGUACACAACAUACGCAUUGAGAAGCUCACCUUCCAGAAUCCGUCAGACGAAUUCCGUGCAAAGUUACUAAAAGCAGGCGGGGUUGGUGCCCUGACCGGCAACAGUGGAGGAAGUGUUGCUUCUCUCCAAACUCAAGCUUGUCUUCCACCUACUCCUUCGACUGUUCCUCCUCCUCCUCCCCCACCGCUACCGCCACCACCUCCGACUGCAGAAGAUCAUCCCCCACCGAUUCAUUCAAAAGCUGCAGAAAAGAAACAACGCACUCACCAAGCUGCCUCUAAGGAUAUAAGGAAAACUCCUCCACCCCCUGUUGUUGCACCCAAACCUAGUCAGCCCUUCACUGACAUAUUUGGACCUCCAAUUCGGACGAAACAUUCUCCUGAUUCGAGUGGCAAAUCAAAGGAAGCAGGACAUUCUAGUCAGACAAAAAGUAAAAGUAGUAGCUCUAACAGUGCAUCUACAAAUCCAUCUAGCAAAGAAAAAUCCACUGGGAAAGAAUCUCAUCACAAAGCUAAAGACUCUCAUCAUAAAUCAAAAGAAUCACAUCACAGCUCCAAGGAGACUCAGCGGGCACCAAAAGAAAGCAACCAUCACCUUUCCACUGAUGGACAUUCAUUAAAGGAAGCACACCAUUCAUCAAAAGAAGCUCAUCCAAGUAAGGAAAUUCAUCAUUCAACGAAGGAAGUACCUCAUCUAGAAAAAGAAAGCAGCCAGCACUCAUCCAAAGACGUCUAUACGACGAAGGGAAGUCAUCAUCACAGUUCGAAGGAAGACGUUUAUACUUUUAAAGACAGUCUUCAUCCUCCCAAAGAGUAUCGCUCAAAAGACUCCCAUACCACACCAAAACAAAGCCACAACACUCUGAAAGACACCCACCAUUCAGAGAUUAAGGACUCGAAGCCAGCUAAACCUCUCAAAGGAGACAAAGAAGUGAAACCACCCUCCAAGAGGCCAGUCAGCAGCGAAUCCCACAGCAUUCAUGGAGCCCCAGAAAAAAAGAAAAGACAUAUAUCUGCAUCCUCAGACAAUAGUGAAAAGACUGCCGAUUGCUCAAAGCCUAAGAUCAAGGAUGCUAAGGAGAAAGCCGAAAAACCACAUAAAAGUGCAUCAUCCAUUCCAAGUAAACCAUUUGUUAAAAAAGAAAAGGAAAAACAAAAGCAUAAAAUCAAUUCGAUACCAUCUGAAAUUAAGGAAGCUCAAAAAAUAAAACCACUGAGUCCGCUGGGGAAACCUCCGAGUCCCCCAAGAAAAGUUCCCAGUCCCGUAAGGAAGCCUCCUAGUCCGCCUUGGAAACCUCCGAGCCCCAUACAAGAGCCGCUGAGCCCUAUUCAUAAUGAACCUAUAGAUGAGGAGUCCAGGUCGCCUUCCCUGUCCUCAAGCGAUUCUGAAAUGGAUUCGGACUCCGAUGAUUCCAGAAAGAGUUUCAGCAAUAAGUCCGUUUCAGACGACUCGAAAAAGAGCUUUGGCAAUAAAGCUCAUUAUAGCAGUCCUGCUUCCAGCAUUUCAGAGACAUCCCUGGACGGUAACCGUCCCUCGUCAGCCAUGAUGCGCGAUAAUGAUCUGUUUUCAAGCAGUGAUGUUGAUGAGGAGGAGGAUCGCAUCCCUUCUCAUGUGAAACCUUUGAGUAGCAGCAGUGAAAGUGAAGAGGAAGAAAUGCAAGUGUCAUCACCUGAAUCACCUGAACCCCAGAAACCCAUUGAGCCUCCCAAACUUCCUAAAAUUGAGAAAAAACAUCAUUCCUCUCACAAAUCUUCCAAACAUAAAUCAUCUAAUCAUCCUUACAAAGGCAAUGGCAGCUUGAACAACAGCAAUCAUGUGCCUGUGUCUCCCUACCUAGAGGAGAGGACAGUUGUAAACAACAACAACAACAGCAGUGGAGUCAAAAUCAUUAAAACCGAUCGAGAAGAGCUCAUGGAACUGCAGCAGAAAAUAAUGUCGUCAAAAGACAAGCAAAUUCUUCAGAAAAUUGUGGACGUUAUCGAAAAAACUGGCAAGUAUGAAGUGUCCAGCAGCAGCUUUGACUUUGAUCUUUGCAGCUUGGAUCAUAGCACUGUAAAGAAGCUUAAACACUGUUUGUUGGCAUGAUUCUGUGAUAAAACAUAUUUUCCCACUCUAAAAGGGCUUAUAUUUUAAAACAUGAUUAGUGAGAAGGACAUCCUUGUUAGUUUAAAAUGGAUGUCAUUGGAAAUUCACUCAUUCUGGUCAAGACGAUUUUGUAGCAUGAUAAUGGUUGUAUAAUUUAUUGGGCAAUAUUGUUGACAUUUUAUUGGGCUGUAUAAGCAGCUCCAUUAUUUUCACAUGCAUAUAGUUAUUUUGCUAUGAUAAUUUAUUAAUUACACUAUAGACCACAAAUUUGUUGACACAGUAGAACUGUGGAUAUGUUUAGAGGGCUAAUAAAUAUCUAUGCAUCUCAUGAAUAUCUGGCAAUUCCUAAGCAAAACAAGUAAUGAAUAUGACUCAAAAGUUAAGUUAUAUUUGAAUUUAACAUAAACCUUUUUUCAAUUUCUCUACAUAUAACUGCCUGAAAGCUUUAUUAUUCUCAGGCAGAUUUCUUUUCACUGCUUUUUGGCUCAAAUGUAAAAGGUUAUGCAACUAGUACAUAGAUUCAAAAUUAGAGGUGCAUACAGUGUGGGUAAAUUAAAAAUAGAUCCAAAUCAUACUUAAUGAAAAUUUCAAAGGUAUUUUUUUCCCUCCAUAUUACCAACAGCAACAUAUUUUUUCUCUAACAUGUUUAUAAAACUAUUUGUUGAACUUCUAUUUAUUAGCAUUUAUUUUGUAACAUUCUUAUUUUAUGACACAAAAUAACUAUUUUGCGUGAAAAUAAUUGAUACAAAAUUUUGUGUUGAAUAUGUGUAAGGUUUAUAACUUAUUGUUACUAAUAUUAAUGUGAAUCCUUUAUUUUUCUUUAAAUAAUUUAAAGUAUAAAUUGAUCUUUCCCAACUGAAAUAGUUUCAAUAUUCUGCUGGGUCAUUAAUAUAUGGUGAACUUAUUGCUUAAUUAUGUUAAGCAAAUAACAAUAAGCAUAUUUUCCCUCUGCAUGAUUUUUAUAUUGAUUGAGAUUAAAUAAACUCAAUAACACAGUCAAUUCCAUUAGUGUGGGUCAGUAAGAGUAGUUUUUUCUAAGUGCAAUGAAACAGAUUUUUUAAUUUUUUUUGCUAAAAGAAAUGUUUUUAAUUCAAGCACAUUUUGAAAAUGUUUCUCUAAUUUAAAAAUCAUGGAAAGAACUCUUUCCUUAUUGUGGAAAAGCUAACUCCGUUUUUAACUGAAUGCCAAUUUAUUUUUAAAUGGUUAAUGACUAAAUUUUUUUAUAUUCAUUCUGCCAUUUGAUUACUAACUUGUGUUGGAUAAAUUAUAGUUACAUUUGUUAUGAGUGUUUACUGCAUCAUGCACAGUAGUAUUUUUAUAAAAUAAUCUCUUACCUUAACUGUAUUAAGUGGAAUUGACUUGUUUAAAUUCUAAACUGCUUCUUCCAAAAAAAAAAGGUUUUUUUUCCAGUAUCACAAUAUUGGUGUUUACUUUCAUGAGUAUGUUUAACAAGGAAUUACUGUCUCAGCAUACUCAUAAGGACUGUGUGAGUUAAAUGUGACCAUUGUGCCAUAUCUCUACGUGCCUCUGAAUUGAUUCAAAUUCAACUACAUUUCAUACUCGUCUCUGCAGAAACGAAUGUGCAACAUCAUUCAAGAUACAUGUACAAAACAUUUGCAAUGUAAUUUUUUAAUUAUAGAUGAUCCAUUGAACUUUUUUCAUUCAGUUUUUUAGUUAAGGAAUAAUCAUCUGCACAAUAUCUCGUUACCUCAUUGUCAUAAAAAUUGCUGUUUUCAUACUUUGUUGUGUUUGCUAGUCAUAAUUAUGCUCUUGUAGAAUAUAUAAUUUUGAAGGACUUUCGUAACACGUUUUUCAUUAUACUGACAUGCAAGAGGCCAUAUUAAGAGUUGAACUUAGGUUAGCAUUUGCAACAGUCACUUUAUAACAAAAGUUUAUCUCAACUGAGACAGUGAGAAGCAGAGGGAUGUAAGUGGCAAAAUAAAAAAUUUGGAGAUAACCAGUACACAUGGUAGGUGAACCUCUCCCCCAGGCAAAUGGCAAGAGAUAGUACUAGCCCUGGUAGGUGCUGCCAUACAGCAUGAUUUAGAAAAAGAAAUUGAGUGAACGCCUACCUAGAACCUUAUCUUUAAACGCAUUUUAUUCAAAACUUGAAAAUGUCCACUUACAUCCCUUUGCUUCUCAUUGCCUCAACUGUAGUUUGAUGAAAGAAAUUUAUUAUAAGUUAUAUAAAAAAUAAUAUAUUUUUCACACAUUUUCGGACAUUAAUGAUGUAAAUAAUUAUUAUUUUGUGUGUUUGUUAUGUUUUCAGUUUACAUUCCUGUUUUAGUUUGCUAUUGUUCAGUCUUGUCUUCACAUAUAUUUUUUUAAUAAUAUUUAUGGGAAAUGUUUUCAAAUCAACGGUUUUACUAUUAUUUCUUGGCCCACGUACGAUGUAAAUA
Uloborus diversus is the source of this 4903-nucleotide messenger RNA. RefSeq names its product protein AF-9-like. Gene Ontology annotation, cellular component: super elongation complex. The record is from RefSeq and is a predicted model, not a curated record. The transcript has 6 exons. The coding region runs from base 96 to 2504 and encodes 802 amino acids. Gene Ontology annotation, biological process: regulation of DNA-templated transcription. Lineage: Eukaryota; Metazoa; Arthropoda; Arachnida; Araneae; Uloboridae.